GACGGGACAAACGUGAUCUGUGAAGAACUUGAGACCUACCGCUGUAUUUUUGUGUAAAUUUUCUCCAUUAAUUACGUGUCCUGGGUGGUGCCAUUGACCCCAGUCUUUGUGUAGGUCACGGGGGUCAGCCAGGCGCCGCGGGAGGUCACGAGAGGAGGUGAGAGGCGGAAAAUAAGAAGAAAAAGAGACCACAGCUAAACAAGAAUGCCGCUGUUCACCCGUCAGAAGAACAACAACAGCAGCAGCAUGGAGGGAGUGGGAGGAGGGGGGAGGCCAGCAAGGAGAACUCCCUCUUGGCAGCCAACAGCCCCCACCAGCCCCCCACCUCCCCCUGGGGCCACACCCUCACCCCACACCCCACCACCCCACACUCCAGUGCCCCCACACCCCCCUGCUGUCUCCUCUGCCUCCCCAGCCAAGAUGAUGCCCUGGACUAAUCUCAGCUUUGUGGCAGAGGUUGUGAGUCCGGGCUUCACCAGCAGGGUAGUGAGGGAGGCGAGGGGGGACACCAGUACCCCCACCACUCCCCCUCCCACCCCCACCACCCCCCACGCUCCCCCAGGCUCUACCCGACUGCCCAAGAGAGAUACGUAAGAACAGGUUUGCUGCCCAACGUGAGGCUGGGGGGACGUGCCAAGCCAGUGCUCACCCCCCACCGCACCCCUGCCUCCCCCCUCCUGCCACUGGGGAGGGCCGCUGCUGCCCCCUUCCACCCCCCUCUGACUUCCUGUCCUCUACAACACCCAGAAUGCCAGACAUAAGAUCAGUAGUCUCGGUCUUCGAGUCAACCACCACCACCACCACCACCACCCCCCACAACACCAGCGGAGGGGGGAGUGUGCUCGGGACCCCACCAGUGUGCAGGCGGUGGUGGCAGCCCUGCACCACGCACAGGCGCACGGCAGGGGUACCAAGAGAGCCCCGGCGUGCUAUCUGGAAGCAGAAGACUUGUGCAAGAGGCAGUGUGUGACCCCCCAUCUCUCCUCCUAUCUCCUCCUCCUCCUCUUCCUCCUCCUCUUCUUCCUCCUCUUCUUCCUCCCCCUAGUACCGGCCCCGUCACCUCCCCUUCUCUUCCCAUCAAUUAUUCAUCUAGGGAUGCAAACAGUGAGGAUGCCAGCGACAACAACAACAACAACAACAACAACAACAACAACAACCUCAUCCUAUCAACAACAGCAACAACAACAACAGCAACAUCAGCAACAACAACAGGAGGAGGAGGAGGAGGAGGAGGAGGAAAAAGAGCAUUAGAUUUGAGUCAUCCCCUGUCCUCCUCCUCCUCCUCUUCUCCCUCCUCCUCCUCCCCUCCUUCCUCCUCCUUGACCCCUGAAAACAAGAGGAGAUGUGUUCUUGAUCCCAUGAUGGCUUCCCUCUCUUCAUCGAGAUACCUUUUAAAGAUACAGAGUAGCGGCCGGGACAGCGCGUUUUCUAUGUACGAGUCGCGGGAGACAGACUCGGACAGCAGCAACCCCCCUAGUGAGGACAGCUGCCCCCCACUCCCACCCUCACAGCAGGCUGACUGCACCACCGCCAGCGUCGACACCACCACCACCACCACCACCACCACCACAACCUCCUCCGCCUCCCCCUCCCCACACCCGCCCCGAGCCACCCCUACCCCAACCCCUCGCCACCCGUCCCCGCCCCGCCCCACCCACAUCAUUUCCCUGGAGGCUCACCUGGCAGAGAAGGAAAAGAACCAGCAGCGACUCAAGAAGAUGCUUAACAUGCUAUUUAGUGGAGGUCAAGAGAGGGAUAGACAGACAGAUGCAUCUACCACCACCAUCACCACUACCCCCACCACCACCACCACCCCCACACUACCCCCCUACCCCACCACCACCACCACCACCACCUCCUUUGAUCCUGCCACCACGACUACUGCUACUACUGGUUCUGAAGUAGCAGGGGGUACUCUAGGGGCCCUCCUGGCUGCCCCCUCUACUGUCCCUCCCCCGCCUGUGAAAGUAGAUGUCUUAACUACUACUACUGCAAACGAUAGUAGUAGUAGUGAGGUUACUGCAAGUUUCACCUUUUCACUUAAAGCUAAAGAUAAUAGUAAUAGUAAUAGUAGUAGUAAGGUAGAUGCAUCAGCUUCUCUCACCCUCACUACUACUACUACUGCCACUACUACUACUACUACUACUAUUCCUUCCUCCUCCUCCUCCUCCUCCUUAGUUGAAUUUCUGAAAGCCACCUCUUCCCCCUCCUCCUCCUCCUCCUCCUCCUCCUUGAAAGAGAAUGUCUCUACCCAAUCACAAGCCUCUGUCUCCAGCCAAUCAGGGGGUGUGUUUACAUCUCCCAGCCAAUCAGGUGGUUUGUUGACAUCUGGGAACAAAUCAGGGGGUUUGUUUACAUUUGGGAACCAAUCAGCUGGUUUGACAUCUGGGAACCAAUCAGCUGGUUUGUUGACAUCUGGGAACCAAUCAGCUGGUUUGUUGACAUCUGGGAACCAAUCAGCUGGUUUGUUUACAUCUCCUAGCCAAUCAGGUGGUUUGUUUACAUCUAGCCAAUCAGGUGGUUUGUUGACAUCUCCCAGCCAAUCUGGUGGUUUGUUGACAUCUCCCAGCCAAUCAGGAGGGUUGUUUACAUCUGGGAGCCAAUCAGGGGGUUUGUUUACAUCUGGGAGCCAAUCAGGGGGUUUGUUGACAUCACGCCAGAUUAAUAGCCCAUUUGGUAAAGAUACAACUACUACUACUACUACUGAUACUACUACUACUGCUACUACUGCUGCCACUGUGUCUGUAUUCCAGUCACCCAUUCCUCUAAGUGCUACUACUACUACUACUACUACUGCUACUACUGCUACUAAUCUCUUUACUUUUGGGGCUCAGAGUACUGCUACUACUACUGCUGGUGGUGGUGGUGGUGGUGGUGGUGGUGGUGCCUUUGUGUUUGGUGCUAAUAGUGGUGGUGGUAGUGGUGGUGGUGGUGGUGGUGGUACUAAGUCCGCCUUUUCCUUCCUUUCUAAAGACAACAGCUCUGAUGGAACACUAAGCCAGCCGGGCCUAAGCCAGCCGGGCCUACCUAAGCCUACCCUCACCCAGCCUAACCAACCUCAGCCUAUAUCACAUUCAACUCUUCUGCAGUCUAGCCUAACCCAGCCUACCCUAACCCAGCCUUCCCUAAGCCAGCCAGGCCUAACCCAGCCAAGCCUAACCCAGCCGAGUCUAACCCAGCCUAGCCUAACCCAGCCAGGCCUAACCCAGCCUAGCCUAACCCAGCCAGGCCUAACCCAGCCUAGCCUAAGCCAGCCUCCCCUAAGCCAGCCAAGCCUAACCCAGCCAAGCCUAACCCAGCCUCCCCUAACCCAGCCUAGCCUAACCCAGCCAGGCCUAACCCAGCCAAGCCUAACCCAGCCAGGCCUAACCCAGCCGAGCCUAAGCCAGCCUCCCCUAACCCAGCCAAGCCUAAGCCAGCCAGGCCUAACCCAGCCAAGCCUAAGCCAGCCGAGUCUAACCCAGCCUCCCCUAAGCCAGCCAGUCACACAGCCAAGCCAGUCCCAGACACCAUUUUCCUUCACCACAGCACAGUUCCCAGCCACAAGCACCACCGCAGCACCAUCAAUUUUCUCGUUCACCACAGCAUCCACCACACCUACCACAACCGCAGCUAUGUCGUUUGGGUCGUCGUCGUUCUUUUCACCACAGCCACAGCAGCAGCAACAGCCACAGCAGACCACCACAGCGACUACAGGGUUCUCGUUCACGGCCACAGCAAGUCCCCAAAAUUUAUUUCAGUUUGGUGGUGCUGGUGGUGGUGCUGCUGCCACGCCCACCACAACUGCCACACAAGCCACCUCACAGGGUCUCUUCACGUUUGGGGCGCCCACCACAGCGGCCACCACCACAACAACAGCAUCACCUUUUCCGUUUGAGUCAAAGGGUGGGUUUGGCGAAACUCCGAACAAACAAGCCCCGUUUAAUUUCACGGCCACAACCACUCAGUCAUCUGGGUUUGUGUUCCCCACCACCACAGCAGCCACCACAACCACCACAGCGUUCCAGUUUGGCGGGAAGGCGUCCACUAACCCGUCCCAAGCCACCCCUGGCCAGUCGAGCUCCUUCAGUUUCUCGUUGAAUGCGAAACCCCCUUCGUUUGGGACCCCAGCCAGCCAGACCUCCCCUUUUUCAUUCAGCGGGUCGAAUACAUUUGGCUCCACGCAGGGCUUCGGGACCCCGGCGACCACCACCGCAGCACCCACGCCUGCCUUUGGGACCCCCGCAGCAGCCUCACCCUUCGCAGUCCCCCAGAACACCCCAGGAUUCACACCAGGGGCUUUUAACUUCGGCGGCGUCAGUGGGGCCACGUCACCAGCAACCCCGCAGACGUUUGGGGGUUCAGGGACUUCAGGGGCCUUUCCAGGAGCUCAGGCGGGGGCUGCGUUCCAGUUCGGGCAAGGGGCAAGUGCUCAGUCUCCCCCUGCUGCUGCGUUUGGGUCCCCAGUCCCUGCUCAGCCCUCACAGCAGGCUGGGGGGUCUUCCAGUUCGGCGGUGCUGUUUCGACUCCUAAUUUUACUCCUGGCAACAACCCCAGUGCUGGCCCCAGACGUCCCCGAGCCAGGACCGCCCACCGCCGCCGUUAGGACCCCACAAAGGACCCCCUAAGGACUCCCUAAGGACCCCCUAAGGACCCCAUAAGGACCCCCUAAGGAUCCCCCAAAAGGACCC
Molecule: messenger RNA, 4670 nt
Organism: Scylla paramamosain (green mud crab)
Lineage: Eukaryota; Metazoa; Arthropoda; Malacostraca; Decapoda; Portunidae
Product: mucin-2-like
Exons: 11
Coding region: 1359-4607 (1082 amino acids)
Source: RefSeq, a predicted model, not a curated record